UCUAUUGUUUUUGUUAUUGUAUAUAUGUCAUGAAUGAGUUUCUAACAUCUCAAAUAUAUAAUGCCCUUAAUUGAGGCAAAAUGUAUUUUUCCUCAAUAAAUAAAAAAAAAAAAAAGAAAGAGAGUAAGAAUUUUUAGCUCAUUUAUUUUUUAUGAUUGACUUUUCAUAGGUAUAUUUUAUAAAAAUAAAAAUUAAUUGAGCUUAAUAAUUUUCGAUUAUAACCUUUCGUUUUAAUGGAGAACCAAUGAAUUCCAGACUGAUUUUGAGUUGAAAAAAUUGUGUAAAAAAACAACAAAAAUCUAUUGGAGUGAAAUGAAACGUAAACUAAACUGAGAACCACAACGGAUCGCAUAAAAUGAAGUUUAAAUAGCAUUAAUGAAGUUCGUAACAUAAAGAAUUUUAUAAAAAGAAAAAUAUGAGUGAAACUCUCAAACAGGUUUUCAUCACACUAAGACAGCUGUUGCAGUAGUUUGUGGUAGUGGUCAUCACAUGGCAUCGUCGCAGAACGCUCCCGAUACAGAAGCGGAAGAAGAAGACAAUCCUAGAAGCCUCUUACCGGUCAUCAUCUUGCCGACGGACCAGGCAUGGGUUGUGGUCCUCGUUGCGAUCUGCCAGAACUUCCUCCUCGAGAGUGUACCUCUUACCAUGCUGUCGUUAGCUUCCGAUAUUGAAACAAGUGAAUUUUUCAGUGCUGAGGAUAAAUACCGCAAUGCAGCCGUCUUCUUUGGGCUCUCUAGUAUUUUGACUCCAAUAUCAUGUUCUCUUAUAAACUGGUAUUCCUUUAAAAUAAUCUCUGUCGUUGGGCCAGCAGUGGUUUUUUUUGCUAUGAUUUUGACCUAUUUGACUCAGGAAUAUUAUACCUUCAGUUUAUUCACCUUUAGUAUAAUCGGAGGUUUUGGAAACAGUAUGAUGAAUGCAACCUCAAUGUGCUUGCCUAACAUAUGGUUCUGCAACAGACGGGGUACAGCAUGCCAUAUAUCUAGGUUUGGCCAGUCCUUCGGAAUUUUAUUUAUUCCUUGGUUCACUAAAAGAAUCUUCAUAGAGAACUAUAACUAUUCAAUAGGAGAUAUCUAUUUGCUAUAUGCUGGAAUGUACUUAGCGCUGAUAGCUUUGGGGUUAGCUGUUCCUAAACUUUAUGGUAUUAACGUUGAGGUUCGAAAUUCAAAAAAGGACUACAAAGUAAGAUUUAGAGACCAGGAGACAGCUGAAAAUCUAGCUCGAUCCAUGUCUAUCAUUGGAAAUGUACUAUCUUAUUUAAUUUUUAGAACUUAUCAAAACCUUAUGUACCCAAGAGUAAAGGAUAUUAUUAAAGAAAGAAGUAUAUACAUCUUAGUACCAGAAAAUGUUAUGAUAAAAUGUGUAGAUCCACCUUAUAGAAAAGAUGCACCAAGACGACACAAGUCACCAGUUGCCGUAGAUAGUUCUGUACUCAGCUUCAGUUUUUAUGGAGUACAAGAUGUUCAAAUGGUUAAAUCUCGUGAUCUUCCUGGCUAUGGGUGUCGGCCAUUUUAUAGAGUGGACAUCUUCUAUUCAGCUGAUGUCACUGAACUAAAUAUCUACUACAGAUGAACCAGCUAGACUAUCAUAUGGCGGUGUCACGAGCAAUAUCCAAGAGGGAUUACCAGCAAGAAGCUGGCCAAAAGUGGAUUUUGUUUCCAGAAGCUAUACCUAGAGCUUUCAUUAGUAUACUUCAUAUUUCGAUUUGGAAGCAACUGCACUUUCUUUUCCUCCAAAUAGCUUUGGCCUUGUGCUAUUUUGGCCAUUUUAUACCUUUCAUAUUUAUUAAUGGUAUGUUUUUAGGGAUCGUGGUUUGGAAUUUGGACUUGAGGAAAAAUCUUAUUCAAUAAUCAAUUUCAUUGGUUUUGGCCACUUAGCAAGUCGCCUCUUGGUAUUUGGCUGUAGUUUGUUCUACUUUGAAAUGGAAAGCACUUUUAUGUUUCAAUUCUUGCUCGUAUGCGAAGGAUGCCUUUCUAUAAUCUCCAACUACUUUGAACAAUAUGGAUUACAAGCGAUAUAUGGCAUCCUCACAGGAAUGUAUAUGAGUAUUUCUGUAUUGACCAUCGUUCCUGCUAUCUCUAGAAUCACUGGGAUUUUUACCCUGUCUAACGCUAUUGGCUAUAUGCUUAUUUUCCAGGGGAUAGGAAUCAUGGUGGGCACUUUAGUAUGUGGUCCUAUUGCUGGUGGCGUAUGUAACCGCUUCGGUUUCAGGAUGACCAAUAUGCUUGGAUGCUUCUUAAUGAUCUUGGGCCUUGUUUCUUCCUACUUCAUCUCUGAUUAUUUUUCAUUUUUAUUGUUUUACGGAAUUACGUGUGGCUGCGGAACUUCUUUUAUUCUAAUGGUGGCCAAUGUUGCAACUGGCUUCUGGUUUGAUAGCAAGCGAACAAUCGCGUUUGGAUUAGUCAGCGCAUCAGGCGGCAUCAGCGUCUUCUCAGUGCCUUUGUCCAAUUAUUUGGCUGAUGAAUAUGGCUGGAGGCAUUGCUUCUCCAUUUGGGCAGGUUUAGUUGUCAUAUUACUAUUGGGAUCUUUCCUAUUGGCGCCACCUCCUAUGAUAGAGCUUGAAUCAAAUAAACCUUUGGUUGGACCAGCUAAUACAGUGGAUAUUAAAAGAGUCACAAUCAUAAUUCCUCUGGAAUAUGAAAAGCCUAAAGUGCAAAGAAUGACUGCAAAAAAAAUACAUAAAAUGUCAAUGACAACGGGGAUCCCGAUGGGUAGGGUGUCAAGAGCAUCUGUAAGACCGGCCCGAGAACCCAUCGGUUUGGGCAAGAUCUUCAGGUGCUGCUUGUGCUGUAACUGCUGUACCCAGUCCGUCGGCUCAAGACCGCUCUAUCGCAAGGACAUCUUUUACGAAGGGAGCAUCUGCUAUGCUGCCAAAAAGGAAAAUCAAGAUGAAACCACCUUCCCAUUGACGAUGACCAAGUUGCCUACUACGAGGGAUGUCGCACAAGAAGUGGAGUGCCAUUGUGCAUUACCUGAAGCAGUUAGCAGGGCUUUGAAAGAAAUGUUAGACUUCUCCUUGUUCAAAUCUCCAAUAUUUUUCCUAAUAUUAUUAUCUUCAUUUGUCGUGUAUAUUGUCAGAUACAUACCAUUACUGGUACUCAAAAAAUUCAACCUUCCUUACAUGGACAAUGUGACUGCUAACAAGGUAAUAACGAUGUUUGGUCUUGGGUCCUUGAUCUCCCGUGCCCUUGUUGGGUUUAUUCUGUAUUAUUUCCACCAUAUUAGUCCCCUGAUAGCAACAAUAUUCGUGACCCUCAUCGGAGGAAUGGCACUCUGUUGCCUGAUAAUCACCCAUUGGGAGAUCUAUCAGAUGGUUUUGUCUUUCGUGGCAGGUUCUUUUGUAGCUGUGGUUAUCUCAAUAAGAAGCUUGGUUAUAAUUGACCUUUUAGGCCUGAACAAACUGACAAGCUGUACUGGUUUGUUAUUCUUCCUUCAAGGUUUCGCAUCUUUUGUAGGAAUGCCAAUUGCAGAUCUCUGAUUUCAAACAGACCUGAUGGCUUGACCUGAUGAAACUCUCAUCCUCUUAAUAUAACAAACAUAAUUAUAAAUACAUGUUCUAACAUAAAUUAAUUGAAAUAUUAUGUUAAUUGUCUUCAAUUGAUUUAUUUCAGCAUAAAAUUAUUUUAGAUUUUAUAUAAAAUGACAGAGGUUUUUGUAAUAGGUUAAUGUAUUUCACC
Molecule: messenger RNA, 3674 nt
Organism: Nezara viridula (southern green stink bug)
Lineage: Eukaryota; Metazoa; Arthropoda; Insecta; Hemiptera; Pentatomidae
Source: the annotation of a GenBank genome assembly